Molecule: messenger RNA, 970 nt
Organism: Vigna radiata var. radiata (mung bean)
Lineage: Eukaryota; Viridiplantae; Streptophyta; Magnoliopsida; Fabales; Fabaceae
Product: AT-hook motif nuclear-localized protein 28-like
Exons: 1
Coding region: 168-899 (243 amino acids)
Cellular component (GO): nucleus
Molecular function (GO): DNA-binding transcription factor activity; minor groove of adenine-thymine-rich DNA binding
Source: RefSeq, a predicted model, not a curated record
AAUCUUUAAAUGUAGCAUUUUGUCUAAAGCAUAUCCAAUUUCAAAGCCCACAUCAGCACACUGUUUCUUCUUCAUGAAACCAUCCUCAAUGCCCCUUGAUUAUUUUCUCCUCAACCACACACUAUAAAAUCCCCACAAACAAACAUCUUCAUACUUGUAUCAUCACAAUGAGCAACAAUCCAACGCCAAUCGCUAACUCAGACUCCGUUUCCUCCGACGACCACCACAUUGGAUCCUCCUCCCAACGCACUCCACCACCGCCUCUACCACCACCACCACCACCACCACCAACCGCCUCCACCAAUCAACAUGUCACAAACCCAUCUUCAAGUAAGCCACGUGGCAGACCCAUAGGUUCCAAGAACAAGCCAAAGCCCAUCCCUCUGCCAGUGCCCCUACCAACUGAGCCCUCCGUAAAGGUUGUGGUUGUCACUGUGGAUCCAAACAGGGACAUCAUGGAGUGCAUCCUUGAUAUUGCUCACCAAGACCAUGUCAGCCUCUCCAUCGUCAGUGCCAUCGGCAUGAUCAAUAGCGUAACCCUUCGCAACUCAACCCAUGGAGCCCCAUCCCUCGUGCUCCAUGGCCCAUUCAAAUUACUCUCCCUCACUGGCUCCUACUUAUACAGAAACGAAUACACCCUUCACCUUGGAGCCACUCCUCCCCGUCCCUUAUCCUUUGGAAUCAACUUCUCCGCCUCUAACGGCGAAAUCUUUACCGGCAUUAUCGCCGCCAGAGUCGUCGCCGGCGAGGGCGUCAGCUUGACAGUUUCCACCUUCAAGAGUCCUGAUAUUUUAAAGUACGCUGCUGAAAGUAAAGAAGGGGAUGACAAUAACAGCGACAAUGAUAACAACAACCCUAAUGAUCUUACAGAGGGUGGCGACGACCAACGUUCAAUAUAAUCAGUUGUAGAGCUCGAGGGUGAUGAAUGAUGUGAAAGUGAGUACAGGGAAACAACGACACAACAAAUAAC